Messenger RNA from Hypomesus transpacificus, 1381 nucleotides. Its product is annotated as MANSC domain-containing protein 4-like. The transcript has 4 exons. The record is from RefSeq and is a predicted model, not a curated record. Bases 113 to 1381 code for a protein of 422 amino acids. Lineage: Eukaryota; Metazoa; Chordata; Actinopteri; Osmeriformes; Osmeridae.
CAAAAUGUACCAGCAUAACAUCGACUGACCGGUAGGAAAGUUUCAGUUGCGUCCGAGAUGAUCACUAUUUUACUAACUCGUAAUGUAACAUGAUUUGAUUUACAUACGCGCAAUGAUUCGUCCAUGGAGUUUGCUAACGAUUUUUAGUUUGGUGUACCACGCGGAAUCGAAAUGUUCUCCGACCUCUUACUAUAAAAACUGUUGGAUACGUCGGUUCCCUGGGAUUUUUAUCGAUAUUGAAGAAUCCCAACGGAGAGGAGCGCAACUUUUGAAGUAUUACCAAGAGGAGACAGCUUUAAAAUGCAGCCGAACAUGUUGCCUCACAAGAAACUUUUCCUGUAAUCUGGCUAUAUUCCACUAUGACACCAUCCAGGAGAAUGUGAACUGCUAUCACAUGCACUGUCCUACACUGGAAAGCUGCAUUCUUAGUCACAGAGGAAACGUUGUACUUUAUAACGUCACUAAAGGUGUGGACCCUGACUUGCUGGUUUUUGGGAAGUACUUCACCUCUAAUGUGCGGGUGUUACCCCACCUCUACACCAGAGGCAACGCCUCAGAGCCCCUCGCCUCAGACAAGCGCCAGUUCAACCGCCCACCCCCACCUCCACCCCAGUCUUUAACCUCGGCAUCGACCCUGAGGGCCACCCCCAUCACUUCACCCACUCCAACCUCUACCCCCUCCAGUACCCCCUCCAGUACCUCCUCCACUCCAACCUCCACCCCCGCCACUCCAACCUCCACUCCAACCUCCACCCCCGCCACUCCAACCUCCACCCCCACCACUCCAACCUCCACCCCCACCACUCCAACCUCCACUCCAACCUCCACCCCCACCACUCCAACCUCCACCCCCGCCACUCCAACCUCCACUCCAACCUCCACCCCCACCACUCCAACCUCCACUCCAACCUCCACCCCCGCCACUCCAACCUCCAUCACCGACAGGACCACCACCAUCACCUCCACCCACGCCACUCCAACCUACAUCACCUCCAUGCCAACCCCUACCCCCUCCAGUACCCCCUCCAACCCUUCCACUCCAACCUCUACCCCCUCCAGUACCCCCUCCAGCAAACAGCACCCCAACGACACCAAGGGUUACCUGGGCGUCACAGCUGGGGGCGAGGGGACCCUGGGGGCCGGCGGAGAGGAGGAGGCCCAGGGAGGGGGCCCGGGCCCCCCGUGGCACCUGGCGGCGCACACCCUGCUGGUUGCCGUGGCGACCUGUGUGACGGUGUUGCUGGGCUGCUGCUGCUCUCUGCUGGUGGUGGUGAGCUGGCGGGGGCGACGGAGGAGGAAGGGGUGCUACCGGACGGUCUGGAGGGGCAGGGGGGGGUCCAUGCGCCUCGUCAAAUACGUCAUUGUCAGGGAGAGCUCGUGA